GGACUUAUCUGACAAAGCCGGUCGAUUCAGGGUCUAGCGCUCAAACCAUUGACCCAUGAUCGAACUACCGGGUGUAUAGGAGAAAAAUGACCAGCAAUUACACGUUUAAACUUCUUACGGUGUGUGUACAUGACAGUUCUGAGUUCACUGUGUUUAGUGUUUAUUCCUAUGUGUAUCUGUUAUGUGAAGGAUAUGAUCACCUGCUAGUCACGACAAACUAAUUCUGGAAGUAGGAAAAUCGAUCAAUUCUUCUGGAAUGGAUAAUUAGAAAGUGGAACCGGACCAUGUCGAAAUCCCGACUUAUGGGGGUGCUGAGCGCCUCUACAAUGGUCUAUAUACUGGCCACGUUAUCUAUACUCGUCCUGCUUAGCACUAUAUACGCUAACACACAUUUAAAUUCCUUACUUGACGUGUCCAGACGGUUACAUAUAUUUGUAUCCACGUACAUUGGAGAAAAUAAUAGGGACGUGUCAACAAUUUCUAUAAACAACUCUCACGUGGACGUAAUCAGCUUUCAGACAAGCACAGUACGUAUUCUACAAUCGACCCGAAACAGUGUAACAAACCACAAAACAACGGAAAUCCGACAAAUAAAGUUAACAAGUAAAGGCCCACCGCGCAGUACAGCUAGACCUAGUGAAUGUAAGGCCUGUUUUGAACACAGGUUUGACUUUAUUCUCAACAAUGUGGAUAUUUGUCAGUCUGGCAAUUCCUCCAUUAAAGUAAUUGUAUUGAUUGCUACGGUCCAUGUAAACACAGAGAAGAGAAAGGCCAUUCGAGAAACAUGGCUCAGUCAAUUCCGGGAAAACACCGGACAGGUGCGCUAUGCAUUCUUACUCGGAAUGACUUCUGAUAAAACUCUCCAAGUUGCCUUGGAAACGGAGAGCGCCACCUAUCGGGACAUCAUACAGGAAGACUUUGUAGAUAGUUACAAUAACCUGACUCUUAAAACGAUGAUGGCUUUUCGAUGGGCCACCACAUCUUGCCAAAAAGCCGAGUUUAUAAUGAAAACUGACGAUGAUAUGUUCGUAAAUCUCAACUCAUUGAUGGUUGUUGUGGAUAAACAUAAGAAUAUACUUCAGCGUUCUGUAGGAGGGUAUUGUGUUCAGUCAGCAAACCCUGUUAGGGACAAAGGGUCAAAGUGGUACGUCUCCUUAGCAAUGUAUCCCCACGCCAAAUACCAUGGUUACUGUUCUGGUACGGGCUACGUCACGAGCAUGGCGGUAGCCAAAAAAGUGUUCGACAUCUCUAAGCAUAUACCAUUCUUUCAUCUUGAGGAUAUCUAUGUUGGACUGUGUUUAAAUAAACUGGGGUUUUCUUUUACACGAAUACCCGGAUUUAACCCCCAUUUUAUACCUAUAUCCUGUGCUUAUAAAGGCCCAGGUAUUAUAACAUCCCACCAAGUGAGUCCACAGCAAUUGAGACAUGUAUGGAAUCUCAAAUGCUAAAGUGAUAUUUCUAGAACAGUUCCUAAAAGUGUCUCGUUGAAAGUUUGCUUUUAAUGUUAAAUAUUAUUCAAAGUAGCGGAAAAAUCAAAAUUUUCCAUUUAUUGUAGUAAUUAUGAGAAAUACAGUACUGUUUCAAUUAUACUGAGUAUUAAAAAUGUUAUGAUUUUGUUAA
Saccostrea echinata is the source of this 1620-nucleotide messenger RNA. RefSeq names its product beta-1,3-galactosyltransferase 1-like. The transcript has a single exon. The record is from RefSeq and is a predicted model, not a curated record. Gene Ontology annotation, molecular function: hexosyltransferase activity. Bases 285 to 1448 code for a protein of 387 amino acids. NCBI's taxonomy places the organism in Eukaryota, Metazoa, Mollusca, Bivalvia, Ostreida, Ostreidae. Gene Ontology annotation, cellular component: membrane.